UGAUGGUUCUAAUGAAACCUCCAGCCAUGCAAGGAGUCCUGCUCCUCAUGAGGAUUACCAUGGAGGAGGCUGAGUGUCUGUGGUGGACAUUGGGUCCUCCCAUUGUUCAUAUUUUCUUUGGUGAAUAUUAGAUAAAAAGCAGUGAUCUUCCUCAGCCAACAUUUUUUGUUCUACCCAGACGAGGACUUCGUGACAAGGCCAGUGUUCAGGCGCUUGAGGAGACAAUGAAAGAAGCCACUGAAUUGAAUGAAGACAUGUUGGAGGAAGCAGAGCAUCUGGCACUUCUAGAGCCAGAGGAUGAUGGUACAUUCUUCCAAGUCACCAACCUCCUAAACAUCAUGGACAGUGAAUCAGCAAAGACAGACACCACAGGGCCAGGCCUGGACAUGCGGAAGACCUUGGCUUCAGUGAUAAUCACAGAGAAGGCUACCACGGAUCCCUGUGUAGUGAUGAACGCGCUCAUCCGCUGCCUGCAGGUGCCAGAGAUUUCUACCCAGCGCAAAAUGAACAUCUACAACAUCAUGCAGGAGAUCAUCCAGCAGGAAGGGGAGAUGGAGGAGCACUGUAUACAAAGGCUGGUGGCCAUUGCCUCCAAGCAGAUGCGGGAUAUCACAGAGACGGAGGAUUUUGAGACCGCCGAGGUGGCCAGUGAGACUCUGGUGGCUCUGUCCCGAAACCACUUCAGCUUGGUCAUGUAUGAACUGCAGCAUCAUCUCAAGCCUCUCAACCUCACUGACGAGUUUGUCAUUGUCACUCUGGCCAAGCUGGCCAAUGGCAAUGUGUUUGAAUUCAUGCCCUACAUGGGCAUCACCCUGGCUACCAUAUUCACGAUGUUGAGACUUGCCAACGAAGCCAAGAUGCGCCAGGUGAUCUGUAGUGCCAUGGAGACGUUCUGUGAGACGGUGCAGUUUUACCUGAGGCACCUGGAGGACAGCCUGUAUCCCGUGAUGACGGAGGACCAGUUUGCUGUGAAGCUCUUCCCAAUGUACCGAUACUUCGUGACCGUGUGGCUGCGCCACCAGGACCUUGAGGUGAAACUGGGAGUCAUCAAGUCUCUCAGGCCCAUGCUGAGCCUUCUCCUGCCUAAUGACGACCUGAGGGAGCAGGUGUAUGACUAUAUCCCCCUGCUGCUGGCUGAGUUCCAGGGUGGCCUGGAGGCUCUCUUUGUCACACAGGUCUUGAGGCAGAUUCUAGAAGCAUCGGUUACCACCAACACCCCUAUCCCCCCGAUGCUGCUACACCCCAUUUUCACAGAGCUGCACGUCCAGGUGUGCUCCAAGGCCCCAGCCCAACAGCAGUUCAGCAGUCAGAACCUAAUGGAGAUCGUGCACUGCUUCAUAGCCCUGGCCCGCUCCUACCCCAAGGAGCUGAUGAAGUUCUUCUUCAGCCAGGUGGAGAUGAGCAAAGAGGCUGUCCGUGUGGGGACACUGGCCCUGAUCAGGGCAGUAGUGAGCGCAGAUGACCCCAAAAUGAAUAUCAAGACCAUCUACCUAGCCAUCCGGGUCGUCAAGAACACUCUCUCUGACACUCGGUCCAAGGUACGGAUGGCAAUUCUGCGAAUCAUUGGCCAGCUGGUUCUGUCAGGCUUCCAGGAAAAGAUCAAAGGCUGGGGUCUGAAAUAUGUGUCUGUCCAGCUCACCUUAUCUACCUACAAGCUGACAAAUCGCCGGGAAUGCUUUUAUCAGAGGGAUUUGGAAGAGAAGAUGGUUCACAAAGUAACCAUGGAUACUGUAAAGAUCAUAACUUCUUCUAUCAGCGGCAUGACCAAUGAGUUCUGGGUGAGGCUCCUGUGCUACAUCAUGGAGACAGACUACACCGAGGCGCUGACCCCCAUCUGCAUCAGCCUCACGAACCUGGCCGAGAACCAAAUUCAUGGCAAAGACACGGAGGCUGGAAUAGCUGGAAAGAGCAAGCAUGUGGACCUGCCUGCACCCCAGAAGCUGCUGGCCCGUCUCCUGGUGCUGAUGUCAUCACCCUAUAAAGGAGAAGGCCGGGGGAUUGCCAUGCUCAACCUCCUGCGGACCCUCAGCCAGAGCAUUGCUCCUUCCAUGGCUGACAUGUGGGAGCAGGAGAUCCCCCUGCUAGUCCAGUACCUGGAAGAGCACACUGAGUUUACCUGGAACCAGAAGACCUGGGAGGAUAUGCUGAUUCAGUUUCUGAGAAACUCCCUCAAGAAGACCCGUGGGACCAGCUGGAGCCUGAGGCUCAGCAAAGAGUUGAACAACCAGAUCGAGACCUUCGACAGCCCCUCCUUGGAAAAGGGUUUUCUGUACAGGGCCCUGGGUUUCACCUUAGGCAUGGGUCUGGAGGCCGACAGGGUGGAAGUGCUCUUAUUAGAGCUGCUGUACAAGACGGACUACAGCAACGACUUUGACCGGGAGGGUGUCAUCCUGUGCUUUGGACUAUGUGCCCGGGGCCAGGUAAAGACAGUGCUGAAUGUGCUUCAGGACUUUGAGGAGAGGAUCCAGGAGUCGGAGCAGUCCUGGCAGAUCGGUGCCUGGAGGAAAGACCACCCCUGGAGGCGAGAGACGGUGAAGAGUGCCCUAAUGGUGAUGUACAGCUGUGUGUCCUCUUACUGCCACCCCCAAAUGCUCCUCACCCACGUGGACAGCCCCAUCACCUCUAAGAUCAUCCACCACUACUCCAGCAGCUGCCAGGACAUCAGCCUCAAAAUGGCCUUCAUGAAGAGUGUUGUGCAGGUCACCAACGCCAUCAAAAGCAUCCAAGACCCGGAGGACUUCCAGUUUGCCCACAAGUCUGCUCUUACUGGCCUCAUAGUUGCGAUCAUCAAAGCAGAACCACCCGACCACUUGGUUUCUCCCGUGAGGUCGAUGGCAAUGGAUGCUCUCUCACAACUGAGCACGCUGAAGCCUUUCUACUCUCCAGAGGAAAGCACAGAGUUGAUGGAUAUCAGCAUACACACCGUUAUCUCCCUCCAACCCCCAGGGGAAGACAAUGAGUCUGUUAAGACCCUGUAUGCAAAUGCCAUGAGUUCCCUAAAGCAGCUGAUGGAGGGCCUCCUGCAGAGACAGCUGGACCCCAAGGGGCUGCAGGACACUGUGCAUCUCCUGGAGAAAUGGAUCUUGUCAGAGAAAGAAUGGGAACGGGAGAAAGCCAUGGCCCUCCAUCUCCAUCUCAUGCAGAUCUACGUUCAAAGUAUUGGUGUCUGUAUCCCGCUGAAGCUGGGGCAGUUUGGAAUACUGGUUGGACUCAUUGCUCCAUGUACCUGUGAUGCCCACAGAAGAACCCGCUUGGCCUCGAUUAACGUCCUGUCCAGUCUGCUAGAUCUUCAUGUGAGCCAGACGUGCUCUUUAUGGGGAACUUCCAAGGAGCAGGAGCUGCAGAAAUGUAAGGAGGACCUCCAGGACACCGAUAUGAACAAGAUUUCCAGUGCUUCCUCCAGAGUCGCCAAGGUGGUUUGCCCAGAGUUUAACUGCGAUGAAGUUGUCUCUCUCAUCCAGAAGCUCUGUGAGAACAUUGGGGCCAUGGACCUGCAGCAUGACAGGGCUGCUGUCACCUGGAUAGGCAUCUUCCUCCAGAUGCGGGUUAAGGAGCUGGAGGACAAGGUGGCCGAGAUACUGGGUGCCAUCUUGGUUCACCUGCCAGUGGUGGACCACCCAGAGGUGAGGCGACAUCUCAUUGAAGGCAUCCUCCUGCUGGCACACUACCACCAGGAGACCGUCCUCACGUCACUUCUGAGACAGCCACUGCCCAUGGAAAGCCAUCUGACAGAGGUAUGGCUGGCCGUGGCUGAGAAUGUCCCCUUCGCACGGACCAUGCUCCAUGGCUUGCUGGGCCGGCUGCAGUCGAGGUUCACUGCCAAGAUAAAUGCCACCUCCAAGGCUGACAUCUGGCGCCUGGCCGCUGUAGACCCUCUGAUGCCCUUCUCCCUGCAGACGCUGUGUACCAUCCAGCUCCUCAUGGAAAAGAUGGACCAGGAUGACAAAUUUCCAGACCUGUUUCCUGACCUGCUGUAUACCUUCCUGCUGCAGCUUGGCAGCAGCCAUGGGCCAGAAGCUGCCUCCCCUGUCCUGAAAACCUGGAGACUGGUCCACACAGGGCCACUGCCCCAGGAAAUGACCCUGCAGAGGAUCACUAUCAAAUCCAUGCAGCUUUUGGUCAAGAGGAUCAACAGAGAGCCCCUGGAGCAGGCCCUGGAAGAGCAGUCUGUGUGGUCCCUGCUGGAGAAUGGAGGCACCUUCCUUGAGGGAGUGAGCCUGAUGGCCAGGCUGUGCAUGCAGAACAUGGAGAACUACAUGCAGAGGCUGGCAGAGCUGGUGCUCACGGGCAUGGGCUCCGAGAUCCUGAGCUGCUGCAUCAGCAGCACGGCCAUCUGUGUAGAAUUCAUGAGCGACCCAGUUCUGCACCAGGAGAAGCUGCUGAGGCCUGUGGUGCUGAUGCUGGAGAAGGGUGCAGGGCAGGACAAAGAUGAGACCCUGCAGGUGCUCUCUCUGCGUGCCUUGGGCAACAUGGCUCUCGGUGCUCCCCGGAAGGUGAAGCAGUAUCGAAAACUCCUGUUGGAGAAGUGCCUAGGCUCCCUGCAGGGGCAGGUGAGCAGCAGUGCCAUGGCGGAAGGCAUGGAGGCCCUCACCAAGGUCCUGGCUGAGCUCCGAGAGGGCGAUAUAGGAUCUUCUUUUGAAGCCAUCUCUAAGCAGUGCAGGGCUUUCUUCGACAACGAAAGCAAGCUGCUACGGUUGAAGGCCUUCGUUCUCUUUGGGAAGCUUGCAAAGGUGGUUGGGAUUUCCAAGAAGCAUUUCUUCAAAGGGGAGGUGAAGAGAGGCUGGAUCUCCCUCCUGCUGCACUGCCAGGACCCCUGCCCCAGCGUAGCCCAGGCAUGUGUGGCCACCAUGUUUCAGUGUUUGCAUUUCUGGGGCUGGAAGUCCCUGGAGAGUUCUUUUGGUCACAGUAACAACAGCAUCAAUGAACAGAUGACAGUUUUUCAGACAAAUAUGUGCUCCGUCCUGGCCCAGAAAAAGCCUGCUGUUCUCUGUGGCUUCCUGUUGGAAACAACAGUCUUCAUGAAAAACAAUCUGUCAAGGAUCAGAAUUGCCGCCUGCAACUUGGCAGGAAUUAUCAUGAAGCAGCUGUCUGCCCAUUAUCUGAAGAAGAUGGACCUUGUGGGACUUCGAAACUCUCUCCAGGACCUGCAGCUAGACUCAGACGCUGGGGUCAGAAGGGCAGCCUUGGAGACCCUCAAAGUCCUGGACAGCUGCAAUCAGCACUGGCUCUUGGCGUCACCCAGAGGACUGCCCUAAGUGGCCCUGAUGCGAGUGAACUGCUUCAUCAGUGUCACACCUGCCACAGCAAGGCAAAUCACUUUUCAUUUGUAGAAAAACUGUUGUAAAAGAAUGAGUAUCCAACCCUCCUGAAAUAUAUCUCCACUGCUCUCCCCAGUGCAGGCUCCUGGCUGUGUGGACAUCACAUCCCAGAGCCAACCACGGGGCAAAGGGCAGCUUCAGCCCUGUAGGCCUCUUCCUCAGCUGAGCCUUUGUGGGGGUGGACAAGCAGUGCUUCCCAUGUGUCCUGAUGUGUACUCACAGUGGGGUACGGUGCCAGGCAAGGGGAGAUCAAACUACUGCCCAGCCUGUCCCCAGGGACCUUGUUCCUAAAGCAAAAAGGCAGAUGCAUGCCUAGACAUCAUGAAGACCUUCACCUGGGAGAUGGUACUCACACAAAGCCUACCCUCCCCUUUCUCAGAGAUCCGAGAUUAUCAG
Mus caroli (Ryukyu mouse) is the source of this 5714-nucleotide messenger RNA. The record is from RefSeq and is a predicted model, not a curated record. NCBI's taxonomy places the organism in Eukaryota, Metazoa, Chordata, Mammalia, Rodentia, Muridae.